Messenger RNA from Mandrillus leucophaeus (drill), 1497 nucleotides. It is a transcript of the gene CHST13, whose product is annotated as carbohydrate (chondroitin 4) sulfotransferase 13. Gene Ontology annotation, biological process: carbohydrate biosynthetic process; proteoglycan biosynthetic process. Bases 544 to 1497 code for a protein of 317 amino acids. Gene Ontology annotation, molecular function: sulfotransferase activity. The record is from RefSeq and is a predicted model, not a curated record. The transcript is spliced from 5 exons. NCBI's taxonomy places the organism in Eukaryota, Metazoa, Chordata, Mammalia, Primates, Cercopithecidae. Gene Ontology annotation, cellular component: membrane.
UGUUAGGCCUCCUACUGAGGGCAGGGGCCCCAGAGAACCAUGGACAGGGCAACGCUCUACUAGGCUCCUUGGUUCAUCUCGGAUCAGCCCUUGGGCCCCUGGCAUCUAAGGCAGCAAAAUGGCAAGGGGACACCGCCCGGGGUGGGGCACGCCAACGCGACAAUACCUCUUGGCCUUGGGUGGAUAACGGCACCCCGGGGCAAACGCUAGGGGCGGAGCCUAGGGGCGAGGGGCUUCCCCAAUCAGUCUCCGCCCUCGCGCCCUGGACUUCGGCCCCAUUCUAUCAGGUGAGGGUGCAGGCACGAAAAGAAGACCGGGCACGAAAAGAAGACUGGGCCUGCCGCCCCACUCUGUCCCGUCUACUCAGUCCCCAGCGACUCGCAGGGGCUCGUGGGGCUGCGGUCCAGUUGCCGUGCUCCCCUGCCCUGCGCUGCGCCGCGCGUCUUGGUAGGCGCUGCGCUGCCGGGGCCGGGUCCUGGGCCAGGGCGCCUCUGCCCCCAGCCGGACCCAGCGGACUGUCCUCCGCCGCGCGCCCGGCACAGCAUGUGGAGGCGCUGCUGGCGGCAGCGCGUGCUGGCUGCCGCCUGUCUAGGCGCCGCGCUCCUGCUCCUGUGCGCCGCGCCCCGCACCCUGAGUCCGGUAUUUGGAAACAGAGCCCUGGGCUCCAGCUGGCUUGGUGGGGAGAGGAGAAGCCCCCUGCAGAAGCUCUAUGACCUGGACCAGGACCCGCGCUCUACCCUGGCGGAGGUGCACCGGCAGCGGCGCGACCUGCUGAGCAGCGCCUGUAGCCGCCACACACGCCGGCAGCGCCUGCUGCAGCCAGAGGACCUGCGGCACGUGCUGGUGGACGACGCGCAUGGCCUGCUCUACUGCUACGUGCCCAAGGUGGCGUGCACCAACUGGAAGCGCGUGCUGCUGGCGCUGAGCGGCCAAACCCGCGGCGACCCGCGCGCCAUUCCCGCGCACGAGGCGCACGCGCCCGGCCGCCUGCCCUCGCUGGCAGACUUCAGCCCCGCUGAGAUCAACCGGCGCCUACGUGCCUACUUGGCCUUUCUGUUCGUGCGAGAGCCCUUCGAGCGCUUGGCGUCCGCCUACCGCAACAAGCUCGCGCGCCCCUACAGCGCUGCCUUCCAGAGGCGUUAUGGCACACGUAUCGUUCAGCGCCUGCGGCCACACGCGCUCCCGGACGCCCGGCUCACUCAGCUCCCACACAGCCCCCGAUGGGACCUGUUUGCUGAAACUGACACCAAUCCGAAUGUCUCAUUCCCAGAAGCACAGCUGAAUGCAUCUGUGGGCUUCAGCAAUGAGUGCGACAGCAGCAGGGUGAAGGCAAGGCCCAGGGCUGCUGAGUGCAGCUCCAAAUGUGUGUCACUAGCACACUCCAAGGGGUCAGUGGGCCCAGAUCUCAGGAUGCUGCCUUUCCCCAUCAUGCUGCGGCUCCUGCAUGAGGAAAAAGGUGUGGCUGUCUGGGACAAAGGCUUGACGACAGUCGUUUAA